AUGGUAGCAAUAUCCCAACUUUUAGUUUUUUUUCUGGUAGUGAGAACCGUUUUAGCAGUCACUAUUAGGAACGGUAUCAUUGACUCACCUUUGCCCCGCGAUAAUACGACUUUGGUGGAUGCCUUGAACUUAAUGCGAUGUGCCCAAGUUUGGGGAAUGCCAAAUGAUACAAUCGUAGCGACUGACAGGACUGAAACAUUGAUUCUCUUCAAUAACCGAACAACCACAAACACUACGCACAUGAAAGAAAUAGCCAAUCAUUGUUUUUCACGCUUCGGUUAUACAUUGGCUUUCACCCAUUACAAUUACAAGUAUUUCCCAGGUGAAUUAACACAUAUCUGUACCCUGGAUGAUGCGCUUCGUAAUUGGGAUUUACUUCCUACUUUCGCUCGUAAUGAGCUUAUCGCAGAGACGCAGCGAGGACCGACUUCUACCAGUACUUUCAUUUCACAUAAAGAUACAAGUGAGUAUUACUUCAUGGUUAUGGCAGUGCUUUUUCUAGUAAUUAUUUAUUCACUACUUAUGCGGGCGACUGCCAAGUCAGUCCCUUCUAUGGCUACAAAAUAG
Messenger RNA from Naumovozyma dairenensis CBS 421, 567 nucleotides. RefSeq lists its product as uncharacterized. The record is from RefSeq and is a predicted model, not a curated record. The coding region runs from base 1 to 567 and encodes 188 amino acids. NCBI's taxonomy places the organism in Eukaryota, Fungi, Ascomycota, Saccharomycetes, Saccharomycetales, Saccharomycetaceae. The transcript has a single exon.